This is a messenger RNA of Vicia faba (fava bean), 675 nucleotides long. NCBI's taxonomy places the organism in Eukaryota, Viridiplantae, Streptophyta, Magnoliopsida, Fabales, Fabaceae. The record is from the annotation of a GenBank genome assembly.
AUGCAAAACUUACCCAAUAUUAUCCCAAUUCCGCCGCCGUUUCCUUUCCCUCCUCCGCCGCAAUCCACCGGGCAAGUCGUUGUCCUUCCAGCACCACCUCCACCGUUUCGACCAUUCGCCACCGCUCCCAGCUCCGUCUUUCAAAUCACCUUCCUCCCUGCACCACCUCAACCACCGCCGUUCCCUAGCGAUUCGAGCUCCGUCGAUUUAUCGCCUCUGGAGUUUCUCCUCGCCCUUGUUGCGAUUAUCGCCAUUCCUGCCUUGAUCUACACGUUUAUCUUCGCCUACGGAUGUUCAUCCUCAUCCUCCAAUCGCCGGAGAUCCGAUGAAGUUUCCGACGCUCAAUCAGUUGCUUCGGAACUCUCCCGCCAUGACAUCGAAAGUGCUGCUGCUGGAGAACUUACCGGAAUUAAGCACCAGGAGGUACGUCCGACGAAAAUCAGCGGCGAGUGUCCGGUGUGUUUGUCGGUGUUCGCCGACGGUGAGGAAGUUCGAGAACUGAGUGUUUGCAAGCAUUCGUUUCACAGUUCUUGCAUCGAUUUGUGGCUCAGUAAUCACUCCAAUUGCCCCAUUUGCCGUACAAUUGUCACCGAUGCUGCGGCGGUUAAAAGUUCCGGUAACGGUAGAGACGGUGAUGUUCAACCGAGUCCCGGUGAUGCUUCUUCUUUGGUUUGA